This is a messenger RNA of Komagataella phaffii GS115, 876 nucleotides long. RefSeq lists its product as hypothetical. The record is from RefSeq and is a predicted model, not a curated record. Lineage: Eukaryota; Fungi; Ascomycota; Pichiomycetes; Pichiales; Pichiaceae. Bases 1 to 876 code for a protein of 291 amino acids. The transcript has a single exon.
AUGUGGCUUCAAUUACUACGUACAUUCUCGGUACGGUUGUUGCACUACACUGAAAUGAACCUGUUCCAACCUAUUAUUACCAGGUACGGCAUCUGUCGACUAAUGGGGCAAGUUGACAAGCUGCUUCGUGAGAAAUUAUUGCGACGAUCUAGGAAAAAUGAGCUUGAAUACAUGAUAAAGCACUUGUCCCAAUUCCCGAUGCUAUUGCUACUCAGAUGGAAUGAAGGGAAUCUUAAGCUAAGGGAUAAUAUGUGGUUUGAACUAAAUGAUAAGUUACAACAGGAAAACCGUCAAUACAACCAGAAAAUCAACCCUCUUAUACUGGAAUUUAUUGACCCUAAUUUGAGACUAGUUUUGUUUGAGCAGAUCAGGUUUGAGACUCGUCUGGAAAGGGACUUGGGAUACUUUAUGAAUAGUACGUCACCCAAGAAGCCCACCAAUGAAGGUUUAUCAAUAUCGGAAAUUCUUGGUAAGGACGUCGACACCACAAAAGGCGUAAAAACUCCUGGCAAGGAUCAUUUUACCUAUUUGCCCUCGUUUGUCAUCGGGGUCGGGGAUCUUGGACUGUCCAGUUUUGACACAUUGUUGGAAAUUCUUGAGAAGUUUUCGAACAAGCUUUCACUUUUGGCUGUUCGGUUAUCCAUGUUGAACAGAGGCACCUAUACGAACCAUGAUCUGGCAAUAUCGCUGAAAAGAAUACAAGAGUCUAUGGGAUCUACUGCCGCUGAGGACGAUCAAUAUACCAAACUAUUGAGCAUUGCCAGAAGAUCACACAUUAAACAGGAUGAAAUGGAGCACUCUCUUCAACGAUUGGGAGAGCUAGGCCUUUUGAAUGUGAAAAAAGGUGAGGAAGGUUUACUUUUUGUUACCAGAUAA